AUGGCGAAUCCGCCGGAAUCCGCCGUCCAAGACUGUGCGCCGCCGUGGAGGAGCGUCGUCACCAUCCCAAUUCUUAUGAAAGGGGUUUUCCUCGUGUGCUGUGUAUUUGGCGCCUUCUCCCUGUGUUAUUUAGCCUUCCCGAUUUCCCGAUGGCAUCUCAAUUGCCCCGAAUGCGACGCCUCACUCAUCCACGCCGCCUCCCUCCGGCGAUUUGAUUUUGAAGAGAAGACGGCGGCGACGGACAUAUCCCACAUCCUUUUCGGCAUCGGUGGGUCGGCGGAGACGUGGGGUCGCCGCCGGCAGUACUGCGAGCUAUGGUGGGAGGCCGGCGUCACGCGCGGGUUCGUGUGGCUGGACAAAGAGCCCAAGGUGGAGGCGUGGCCGGAGACAUCGCCGCCUUACAAAGUGUCGGAGGACACAUCCCGGUUCAAGUACAGCAACUGGUACGGGUCGAGAUCGGCGGUCCGGAUGGCCCGGAUUGUGAAGGAGAGCUUCGAGCUGGGGCUGGAGAAGGUGCGAUGGUUCGUGAUGGGCGACGACGACACUGUCUUCUUCAAGGAGAAUUUGCUGAGCGUCUUGAAUAAAUACGAUCACCGCCAGAUGUAUUACAUCGGAGGCAUCUCCGAGAGCAUCGAGCAGGAUUUGGUGCAUUCUUACACCAUGGGCUACGGCGGCGCCGGCUUCGCAGUCAGCUACCCGCUGGCGGCGGAGCUCGUCAGGAUCCUGGACGGCUGCAUUGAUCGCUACGCGGAGUCGUACGGGUCGGAUCAGAAAAUCGGGGCGUGCAUGAGUGAAAUCGGAGUGCCUGUGACCAAAGAGCUUGGGUUUCAUCAGAUGGACAUACGAGGGAGCCCCGUGGGGUUGCUGUCGGCGCACCCAUUGGCGCCGCUGGUGUCUCUGCACCAUCUGGACUAUUUGCAGCCAUUGUUUCCGGGCGCGAGCAGGGUGGAGUCGGUGAGGAAGAUGAUGGAGGUGUAUGGAAGGGAUCAUAGUCGGAUGCUGCAGCAGAGUGUGUGCUACGACCUGACAAGGAACUGGUCCAUAUCCGUCGCCUGGGGUUACAACGUGCAGGUGUACCCGUGGUUGGUGACAGCCAGGGUUUUGAGCACGCCAUUGCAGACAUUUCUGACGUGGGGGACUUGGAGUCGGGGGCCCUUCGUGUUCAACACUCGACCCUUGAGUUUAAACCCCUGCGAAAGGCCCCUCACCUUUUAUCUGGACCGCCUGGAGGAGAAUGCCACUGCCACAGCCACAACGACGUCGUAUCGCAUGUCUGCGCACACCGUGGAAUGCCGGGACCACACCUACGCUGCUGUGAAUGCUCUCAAGGGCUUCAACGUCGCGGCGGCGGUUCUUGAUCCUGCGGUGUUGACUCAGCGGCAAGCGCCACGUAGACAGUGCUGCGAGAUCAUCCAUGAAUCGGAGGGUGAGGGUGAGGGUGGUACUGGUAGCAUGGUGCACCUCCGAAUCAGAGAAUGCCACCUCAAUGAAUCGGUAACGCCGCCGUAGACGUAAAUAGAUCGAGCUAGCCUGUACAAUUCCAACCACCACCAAAUAGUCAGCGGAGCUGCCCCACACUGCC
Andrographis paniculata is the source of this 1582-nucleotide messenger RNA. RefSeq lists its product as uncharacterized. Gene Ontology annotation, molecular function: acetylglucosaminyltransferase activity. NCBI's taxonomy places the organism in Eukaryota, Viridiplantae, Streptophyta, Magnoliopsida, Lamiales, Acanthaceae. The transcript has 2 exons. Bases 1 to 1509 code for a protein of 502 amino acids. The record is from RefSeq and is a predicted model, not a curated record.